Molecule: messenger RNA, 1881 nt
Organism: Gossypium raimondii (Peruvian cotton)
Lineage: Eukaryota; Viridiplantae; Streptophyta; Magnoliopsida; Malvales; Malvaceae
Product: SKP1-like protein 21
Exons: 11
Coding region: 419-1558 (379 amino acids)
Biological process (GO): SCF-dependent proteasomal ubiquitin-dependent protein catabolic process
Cellular component (GO): cytoplasm; nucleus
Molecular function (GO): cullin family protein binding
Source: RefSeq, a predicted model, not a curated record
UAAAUAAAAAAAUUUAUACGUUAUAAAUUAAAGAAAAAAACACUAUAUUUUUCUCUUUCUUUUUCCGUUCUCUAUCUCUCAUUUAUCCAUUUCGGAGUUCGCCGACAACCGCCAUAUCUGAGCAGUUCGAAAGCUUUGAAAUCUCUGCUGCUUUCUACACACAGCUUCAUGAUCCAAGUUUAAGUACUUCUUGAGAUCUACCUCCAAAAUCAAUGUUCGUGCAAGUGGGAAAAUUUCCAUUGAUAAUAGUACCCUGGGAAACUUGUAGGUUUGAGAGUCUCUAUCACUUAAGAAGUGCAAAGCCGUUGUUUGAUCUACUUUACUCAACCUUUUGAGUUCCAGAGAAGCAGGGUGCAGAAUUUAUCCCGCAACAAGCUUUACAGGAAGUCCUUUCUUGGUGUUUAAAAUUUAAUUUGAAAUGUCAGAAGUGGAUAUGGCAGUCAUUAAACCUGAGAUGAUGAAGUCAUACAUUUGGCUUCAAACUGCUGAUGGCUCAAUCCAACAAGUGGAACAGGAGGUUGCAAUGUUUUGUCCCAUGAUAUGUCAUGAAGUGAUACAAAAGGGCAUGGGAUCCUCCAAGAAUUAUGCUAUAUCUCUUCCGCAGCGAGUCAAUCCUGCCAUGUUAAGCCUAAUUCUUGAUUAUUGUCGGUUUCAUCAAGUGCCUGGUCGCUCUAACAAAGAACGCAAGUCUUUUGACGAAAAGUUUAUCCGAAUGGACACAAAGAGGCUUUGUGAGUUGACAUCUGCUGCUGAUAGCCUUCAGUUAAAACCUCUAGUUGAUCUUACUAGUCGUGCCCUUGCACGAAUUAUUGAGGGAAAAAGUCCUGAGGAGAUACGGGAGAUAUUUCAUUUGCCUGAUGAUCUUACUGAGGAAGAAAAGUUGGAGCCUCUGAAGAACACAACUGAUGACCCACGCAUUCGACUGUUGAAUAGAUUGUAUGCAAAAAAGAGGAAGGAACUAAAGGAGAGGCAGAAACUAAAGAACAUUGAGGUUGAAGAAGAGCGUGUUGAUGAUCGUUCAGUUGAUGAUCUCUUGUCAUUUAUUAAUGGAGACAAUGGAGAUUCUAAAGGAAUAAAAAAUUCAAAGAGUAAAAAGAAGAACCGAAGAAGAAAAGAUCAGCAGAAGAACACAUCUGCCAAUGAAGCCAUUAAAAACCAUAAUAAGGAACCAAAUGGUCUUAACCAAGUGUGCCAUAGUGCCGAAGUUGGUCAGAAAGUUCGGGCUGGUGUUGGUGCUACCUCAAACUUACAUGAUGUCAAAGAUGAUAUUUUUGACAAUAAGAAUGAGCUUGAUGAUGGUGAUAUUGAUGACGAGAUUGAUCCGGCAUUGAAAGAAAAAAUAGACAGGUAUUGUUCAUAUGAAUUGAGGAAAAGUAGUAAGCUGACUGUAUCCAAUGAAGUAACAAUGGAGGUGGAAGAUUUUGCCCGUAGAUUGAAUUCAGAUUGGCCAGAAAGAAUGCAAGAAAUUCUAUCUUUUGGUCAUGAAAGGAAACCGGUGCAUUUUUCUCUUAAUGGAAAUGGUUCACUAAGGAGAUAUGCAAAUUCUGAGCAAAGAUGAUGAGCACUUCCUUCGUUCGGCUCACAGCGUGAACAAUUUUUGAUAAGAGGCUUUUCAGGUGGUUGAAAGAUGACACCUAUAAGGGUUGGGACUUGGGAUCCUUGGCAUUGUGGAUCCUUUGUAAGUUUUCAAAUUUCUUUUAAUUUUUUUUUUUGUUGUGCUUAGUAUGCAAUUUUGAUUGUGAGGGCAACCUCUUUGUAUUUUCAUAAUAGAAAGAAAUAAGAAGGGAACUGUGUUUUGUUGAACCAGUUCUGGUCAUAUCAAUUACUCUUCUCUUGCAACAAAAAACCAAAAGAAAGUAGCUUAUCUUUUGUGUGUUAGAA